CCGUGUAGUUUAGGAUGCACUAGUCUCACAACUAUCUGAUCAGUGUAGUUUAGUACGCACUGGUCUCACAUCUGUCUGAUGAGUGUAGUUUAGUACGCACUGGUCUCCAGUGGCAGCAGCAGCUGGUCAUAUGGAUGUUGUUGUGGCGGCUCGGGGCUGAACUCAGUCAUGGGCUGUUGCUGGACGCUUGUGUUCGGAGGAUCAUAUGAACCUCUGAUUAUUUAUGAUGUUUUACCGUCAAGAAAGGAGAAAUUUCCCAGGAAUGAAGGAUUGUUUUUUGUGAACUUUGGCUGUUUCUGAUUCGCGCUUCACUUCAACAGCACUUUCAACAGUUUACUUCACAUGCUAACUGAAGCUAACUCAAAUCAAUGCCAGACUUCCCAGACUCUUCAAGGGGUUCGUGAUGACAUUUUUAUUUCAUUUGAUUUCAGUUUUACAUUUUACUUUAUUUUAUCGACACACGUGAAUAUAUGAAGUUUUUAUUUCCUGAAAUCAGAGAGUUUAAUAUGAAUUCCUCAGUGGAUUUAUCGCUGAAGAAAGUGCUGAAAACUCCUCCGACACGACGAACUGCUGAGGACUUGAACACCAUCUACACUCAUCUGUACCACAUGGAUGUGCUGUGUCACCUCAGAGAACAUCAGCUCAGGUCCAUGUGCAUGACGGCCAGGUUCGAGCGCUAUGAGGCCAACCAUGUUCUCUUCUAUGCUGACAGCAUCUCCACGUGCUGGUUUGUCCUGCUUUCGGGCUCAGUGCUGGUCAAGGAGCACAUGUAUCUGGCGCGAUGCUGUUUCGGGACGCAGCGUGGAGGAAGACGAGGCUGUGAAUGCAUCACUUUAGAGCCGUCCGAGAUGAUUGUGGUGGAGAACGCCAGCGAGAGCGACGACGCGGCUCUACAGGGACACUCGCGCCGCCGCUUCCAUAAGGUGAACGCUGGAGGAGAGCGGCAGCUGAUCAUAGACGUCCAUGACGCCUCGGCCACGCUUCCUGGUGACCUCAACAAGAUGCACCUGACAGACCACCCCCACCAGCAGAUGCACAUGCCGCCCAGCCAAUCAGGAUGCAGCAUCGCCAGUGACUCGGGGAGCAGCAGCCUAUCAGACAUCUACCAGGUACGGCCGCUUUAUCACCUGAAGAGCACUCAGUGCUCAAAGACCUGGUUCUGA
This is a messenger RNA of Sinocyclocheilus rhinocerous, 1163 nucleotides long. Its product is annotated as rap guanine nucleotide exchange factor 6-like. Bases 471 to 1163 code for a protein of 230 amino acids. The record is from RefSeq and is a predicted model, not a curated record. The transcript has 7 exons. NCBI's taxonomy places the organism in Eukaryota, Metazoa, Chordata, Actinopteri, Cypriniformes, Cyprinidae.